AUGCGUCGUGUGUGGCCCUGCCGGCGAGCACUUCGAGCUCGUAGUCAGCAACUACUACUACCAGCACGGCACACCUCUGACCAAAACCCGUCCCAUUUUCUUCCUGUCGGUGGAUUACGGACCUAAUGUACAGGCCACCUUCAGCAAACUGGGUGUGAGCAAUGUGCCUCUGGUGUGGUUCUAUGGCGAGAAUGGUGCACCCGGUGUGAGUGACAAAUUCGACGAUCUGUUCCGAAAAGGAGUGUCACACGAGUACUUCCGCAAUGCCAUCGUGCAAAAGACUGGAGAAGACUUUAAGGUCAGUAUUCCAAUCAACUGGGGCAAUUUAAUCAUCAUGUCAACCAUGUGGAUCGGUAUUGCGAUUGCUCUGUAUCUCUUCUUCCCUGUGGCCUUCGCGUUGAGAUACGCGCACUACGUGUUCUGCCUCGGUUGCAUGGGUGCCUGUCUGCUAUUCACCUCGGGCUACAUGUGGAAUGUUAUCCGAGGCGCAGGAGCGUACACCCGUGGACGUGACGGUAAAAUGACCAUCUGGGGCGGCGGAGGUCAACAAACCAUGUCCGAAUCCUACAUCGUCAUUCUAUGCAACGGUGUGGCGGCGAUUGGCUUUAUCCUGAUGAUGUUGAGCCCAAAAAUCAAAUGGGUGUCACCGACCGUCUCCACGGUUUUGUUUUUGGUCAUGGCCGCUGGGCUGAUGUCUACUGAGAUCUACCUCUACAGAGAACACAAGAAUGGGGGCUAUCCAUUCCGCCUAUUUUUCUAAAAUAAUCACUAUUAAUUGCAGUCUAAAGGCUAUGGUAUGGAUCCGCACUUUCUAGAAAAAGCGCGAAUCGUCCGGAUCACAGAGGGUGAUUAUUUAAGCAGAAUUUCAAUGGACUCAAAUGGUAUAUCACCAUAGUAAUAUCACAAUCGGGCGUGUAGUUACUGAAAUACGUGAGUUUUUCGGAAAGCUCGAUGUAAACCUGUAUGGAGUGGUGUAGUACAAAUGGACUACGCCGGCUCGCCGCAGGUGAGUGUAUUUAUAAGAAGGUAUCAUAGACUGCAAUAAACUAAAAAAACUCUUUGGAAAAUGAAGGGGCAGAAGGUGAUGGAAUGCAAGUGGAUUUUAUGUAAUUUUUAAAUCUUUUGCUAUGAAGGGCAAACGAUUGCAUAUCCAAUGAGCGUUCGUUGUCACAACAGGUGGUGAUCGUUUUCUUCUUUUUUUUAAAUAAUAAAAACCGGUCACACUGGUGACUGCACACAGCCACACAGUGACACACACGCACUUUCCUAUUUAUUUACCUUCUUGUGAGGCGGGUCUGGCGUGCUGCCACAUGUUGCCGUUGGGCAGUUCGGGUGUAAUUUUUAAUCUCUCUGGUGAGAUGGGGGCUCAAGACAUGCCUUCUUAAAAGUGGCUGACCAAUUUUAAUGACAACCCCGGCGGCAUGGGCCACUCCGAGUGUCUGGGAAUGUAGCUGGAUAAAAAAAAUGGAUUCGCCCCAGGGGCGGGGCCAGACCCCAAAGUCCCAAACUCAAAGCCCAGGCUGAAGGCUCCCAGAGUCCCAACUCCCAACUCUAAUAUAGUCCUAGUACAUUCGACAAUCAUUUCUGUGAGACGUCCAGGCUCCAGAUUCGGGAUUCCCCUGCAGAGAGGUUGAGAAUUAACAGUGCCAUGCAGAGUUUGUUGCGGAGUGCAGAGUGCAGUCGGCAGACUCUUGCAGAAUGCCGAGCCAGGUCCCCCGUCCCAGGGCCAGAGGUGUGGACGGUGUCAUCCUGCCAUCACUGUGGUCGGCAGACAAUGGACAGUGGUAAGUGGACACUGGACAGCGGGACAGUGGCGAUAUCAGGUUUGGACG
Molecule: messenger RNA, 1832 nt
Organism: Sphaeroforma arctica JP610
Lineage: Eukaryota; Ichthyosporea; Ichthyophonida
Exons: 4
Cellular component (GO): oligosaccharyltransferase complex
Source: RefSeq, a predicted model, not a curated record